Molecule: messenger RNA, 1479 nt
Organism: Fulvia fulva
Lineage: Eukaryota; Fungi; Ascomycota; Dothideomycetes; Mycosphaerellales; Mycosphaerellaceae
Product: O-acetyltransferase PaAT-1
Exons: 2
Coding region: 1-1479 (492 amino acids)
Biological process (GO): polysaccharide biosynthetic process
Cellular component (GO): membrane
Molecular function (GO): acyltransferase activity, transferring groups other than amino-acyl groups
Source: RefSeq, a predicted model, not a curated record
AUGGAUCUCCAAUACAACAAGCUCAACCUCUCCCUCCCACACAUCUUCUGGACUCUUGUGGACUUCCUGCGUCCGGAGAUUCUAACACGCCGCAAAGUCGCGAGCGAACGUCGUGGGAGUUCGACUUCAUGGCUGGACGGGCUACGUGGCGUUGCCGCGCUCACGGUUUGCUUCAUGCAUUUGUCGGUCUACGUCCACCCCGGUAUGGAACUUUGCUAUAACGCGGACUUGGGAUUUAAUAAACGCAAUGAUCACUUUGUGACGCUGCCAUUUAUUCGCAUUCCGUUUACGGGCGGACAUUAUUCUGUGGGACUGUUCUUCAUCGUGAGCGGGUACGUCGUGCCAAGACGUUUGAUCAAGCUCCUUCACGAGGGAAAGAAGCCGGAAUUCAUCGAUGCAGUCAAUUCAGCCAUGUUUCGACGACCGGGACGAUUGUUCUUGCCGGUGAUCUGGAGUACGGGCAUUCUGAUGGCGAGCUGGCACAUUUUUGGGAUUGAAAUGCCAUGGGGCAGUCAGCAGACGAAUAUUGUGUGGGAGACAUUCAACUGGUUUAGGGACAUGAUGUAUUUCAUGUUCUUCUUCAGGGAGAAGUUGCUGUUUUCGUGGUAUAAUUUCCACAGUUGGACGAUUCCGGUGGAGUUGAGGGGGUCGAUGUUCAUUUUCGUGUGGCUGUUCACCAUGCAUCAGGUGGCGAAUCGAGGGAGGAUCUUGCUGACGGUGGGGAUGACAUACUAUCUGGAAAUUCUCUCGCCUGGAGCGUGGUAUGCUUGCUUCUUUGCUGGUAUGCUGCUAGGAGAAUUCGACUUACUUGCGGAGGAGGGCGAUCCGGUGGACCUGCCGUGGAAUGGACUCACGCGGUACUUCAGGAAGAACAAGAGAGCUACACAGAUAAUAGCCCAUAUUUUCCUGGUUUGUGGUAUGUUUCUGGGAGGGCAGCCAUCUGCAGACUGGCAAAAGCCCGAAGAGAUUCUGGGCACUUGCCCUGGAUGGAUAACGCUUUCGAAGUUGAUUCCGAAGGCGUAUACCGAGAUCACGGACAUGCCUACUUACAGGUGGUUCUACAUCUUCUGGGCGGCCUUCUUAACGGUCGUGGCGAUCAACAACAUUCCGUGGGCCAAGUGGAUCUUCGAGACAGCACCAGCGCAGUACCUCGGCCGCCACUCCUACGCUCUAUACCUGGUCCACGGGCCCCUGAUCGGCAUCCUGUCAGAGCGCCUGUUCUUCCUGACAGGCGUCAAGUCACCCACGGAUCUCGCAUCUUUUGUGCGGUUCGGUCGCCUACAUAACAAGUGGCACGACUUACCCUGGUGGCCUUUACCUGACGGUGGACCUAGUGGUCUGGAGCCAAACUUCUUGUUUUGCGCGGCGAUCAGCAUACCGAUCUUUCUGUACGCUGCAGAGAUCGGAACGAAAACUUUCGACGCGCCGAGUGUGAAGGUAUCGAGUUGGAUGUAUAAAAAGGUCAGGUCGUUGUCGUAA